Messenger RNA from Parastagonospora nodorum SN15, 1509 nucleotides. RefSeq lists its product as hypothetical. Bases 1 to 1509 code for a protein of 502 amino acids. The record is from RefSeq and is a predicted model, not a curated record. The transcript is spliced from 3 exons. Lineage: Eukaryota; Fungi; Ascomycota; Dothideomycetes; Pleosporales; Phaeosphaeriaceae.
AUGCUUAGGCACUCGAGCUUCACUGUCCACGACAACUACAUCGUGGCAUUGUGCACCAUUUCUUCUGCACGUCCCGAGGACAAGCAAGAACGUAGCAAGUUUGCCCGAAGCGUCCUCGAAGGAAGCACUGUGGCCCUAAUAUCGCUCCUCGGCCUCGGUCUCGGCGGCUACGCAUAUUCCCUGUUCUACAAGCGCACCGUACGAAACAAGAUCGAGAAUGCUUUCGCGGCAGGCUACAGCUCACAAGAGCGGGUUGCGCUUGGGCGCAUCGCAUAUGGCGUAGGCCCUGAUCAGAUGCAGGAGAUUGUGGAGAAGGAAUACUGGGUGCCUAGAGCAGAGCAGGAAGUAGUGAACGACAUCGUCAAUGGUAAGACCAGAGGCAGAUAUCACUUGAUCAUCGGUGAGCGCGGCACAGGCAAGCGAGCUCUGCUACUCGAAGCUAUGCGUCGCGUGAACGGAGAUGGCAUUGCUAUGCUCGAAGCACACAAUGAUCUUGAAGUGUUUCGUACCAGGCUUGGAAAAGCCAUCGACUAUGAGUUCCAUGAGGAUUACAUUGGAGGCUUGUUCAGUAUCCGAGGUCCAAGAGACAGUACGCCCCUUCUAGACAUCGAGCGGGCGCUGAACCAGUUGGAGAAAGUCGCCUUGUCGAUGCGGAAGAGCCGUCACAAGCCACUUCUCAUGAUCAUCAACAACAUCCACUUGUUCAAGCCUGAUGAGGGAGGGAAACAUCUUCUUGAGAUCUUACAACAGCGAGCCGAAAUCUGGGCAAGCAAUGAGCUGGUGACCGUAGUCUUUACGUCGGAUGAACACUGGACAUUGGAACGUCUGAUACCGCAUGCAACCAACAUGCAUGUCCACAAUAUCAAGGACGUACGUAAGGACGUGGUACUCGACUCACUCAGGCGAUAUCGUGCCCGCUUCCACAACGAAGAUGUGCCACAGAGUAUACUAGACGAGGUCUUUGCGCAGGUUGGCGGGCGAUUGAUCUUCCUCAAUCAGGUCUCAAAGUCUCGCGACAUGCUCGACACAUGCAAGCAGAUCAAUCGAAGAGAAAAGUCAUGGUUUCUUAACCAAUGCUGGAUCUUGGGGGAUACGAUGGACGACGAUGUUGAAGAGCAACAGAAGUUCUGCGCUGCAGCCAUAAUCCUCGCCCGCGCCCUCGUCCUCCGCGAGCAAACCAUUCGCGAUCCCAACCAGUUCAUUCUCCCCGAAAUUCCCCUUCACGAAGCCCGCCAGAUCAUUACACGCGCUGACUUUGUACAACCAUUUGACCACAUCAACAUUGUGCACAUCGACGCCAAUGGCAUGGUGAGAGCAGACAGUGUCCCGAUGCAAAACGCUUUCCGCGACAUAUGUAGCCAGGAAGGGUUUGAAGAACACUUGAAGGCUACACUGAACAGACUGGAUGAGCUGGAGAGUCUGGCAAGGACGAGGGAAGUGGCGACGAGGGACCCUCCAGACAGGAGCGGGGGUAUCGUUCCAGUGCAGAUGUUUUGUGCGAAGUUAUAA